Venturia canescens is the source of this 2321-nucleotide messenger RNA. RefSeq lists its product as uncharacterized. NCBI's taxonomy places the organism in Eukaryota, Metazoa, Arthropoda, Insecta, Hymenoptera, Ichneumonidae. The record is from RefSeq and is a predicted model, not a curated record. The transcript has 3 exons. The coding region runs from base 662 to 1663 and encodes 333 amino acids.
AAAAAACAAUAAUACGAAAGAGAGCACGUGCUGGAUGAGAACGAAAGAAAACAGUGUUUACAACGCUCACUCGUUCGCGUUGAACUCUCUCGCAAGUUCUCAAGCCUGUGUUAAACGACAGCGAGCGCCCAGAAACGUACGAGACUCGCCGUGACUCGCUCCUACUCCUGUUAUUAUCAUUAUUAUAAUCUCUUGUUAUUAUAAUGCGCUGUAUAUCUGUGUUUAUAACGUUCCUUUCGCCUCUGAAAAGAGAACCUGUUAGUCGUCGGCGCGCGCGAUAUCGGACAGCAUUUAGUGCCGCGGCAUAGCGAAAUAGCCACGAUCGUAACCACACCCACCUCUCCCUUCACGAUUCGCUCGUCUAUCGUCGAACGAUAAUCAAAAUUAACGUGAUACUUGUGCUCGGAGUUUUGAAAAAUCACCCGGAGACGGACAGUAAAAAGAGAUAAACGGGAUAUAAAUUAUUCAGAAGAUUGUUAAAACGGGACGAGCGAACAAGGAGCAGAGAAAAAGGAAUUGGGAAGGGAGAAUCGGAGAAAGGUGGAGAGAAAAAAAGAGAAAAAUUGGGACUCCGUUGGAGAAUGGAAACGAAGGAGAAACAAAAAGAAGGCGAGGAGCGGAGGGGCAGGGGGGAGAGGAGAAGGGAGCGAGAGAAAGAAGGAUGAGUUUGAAAUUGAGCUGCGGCUUGACAGCUCUGCUCACCCUGUGCGAGCUCACACUCUCCUCCAUGGUCUUGCCCAGACCACCGUCCUCACCUAACGAUUUACCUCGGGAAACGAUCCAUCCUAAUCAUGGGAAAUUUCAUAAUGAAAAGGCCAUCUACAGCUUCGUGCAACUCAACACCAACGUCGAAAAACCAAACACCGAUGGUUACAGGCUGCUGGAGAUCGAGCUGGGUGGUACGGGGGAGGUUGACGAGUCGAAUUGGCAAGGUCUGGUACGAGCGAUGUUGAGCUCCGAAGACAGAGGAGGAGGGCAAGACGAAGAGGAGGAUGAGCCUCGAUCAAAGAACUCGGAAGUGAUAAACCGAAUGGAGACGAAGCCUGAGCCGGAAGUGAUACCAAAUUCGAUAUUGGGGGUCCGUGAGAUCGCGCUGUCGGGAAACUAUCGAAUAAAUGAAAAUUCGAACGAGAUGGAAGAGAAGAGAACGCUGUUGAAGCCGCCGGGGAUAACCGACCGAGACGAAAAGUUGUAUUACUUGAAAAACAGAAGCCCCAAAGUGGACGUCGAAGUGCGAGGAAACAGCGGAAGCUACGGGGGCGAUAAAGUCAUCAGAAAAGUCUCGAGUCAAGUCUCGAUAACUCCUGGCGAAUUUGGGCCGGUAAAGCCGAAAAAUUAUUUCGAAAAAACAAAAAAUCGUCGACCGAAAAAAUAUUAUGGACCAACGAGCCGGGGAACUCUCAACGGAACUAAAAUUCUCGAUAGCUCAUCGGCCGGACGGAUUUACGGCACGAUCGACUACGAGCCGAGACCAGAUCGCGCGAACGAUGAAUCAACCACCGAAAAUAUGGCCGUCACGUCGAGCGAACUUCCAAAACAGAUCCCAACCCCACCGAGUCGUUUCCUCAAUCGUUUUCGCGUCACCCAAACAACGACUCCGAUUCAAAAGUACUCCUUGAGAAGGACCGACAUCCUGCCCGGCUACACGUACCCCGAGGCUUGAAACAGAAUGUUGGAAAAAUAUUUCAUGAAGUAUCAUAUGUAAAGUUGUACAUAAAAUUUCGAGAUGCACGUGUCCUUUAAGUUACAACAAAUUGCGCAGUGCUAGCGGAACGAUGAAAGGACCAUUUUUGGCCAAAUUUUCCUACGAAAGAAAUGAUAAAUUUUUCUCAUUUUUUUUUUUUCAAAUAUUUAUUCUUUUUGCACCUAAUUACUUUUAGAUCUGAUCAGAAAUGAAGGAAAAUUCGUCGUUCACGUCUCAUCGCAGGAAAGAUAGUAAAAUUGAAUAAAUGUAAAAUUCUUUGCAUUCUUAGAAUUAGCGAUGAUGCCAAAAAAGGUUUUUACUCUCCAAGGUUUUAUUGUGAUCCUCAAAAACUUCGACGAAUCGUGUAUUUCUCAAAAUAAGAGGUAAAUCAUUGUUUAUUCACGUUAAUAGAAAUUAGGGAAACUCGUCUGCUGGUUCAUUCGUUCGUCGACGAAGAGAGAACAUUUGAGAAUAUUCUUCUUUUGUCGAAUUUUUCAUUCACCUUUUUUGUAGUAUUUAUAUCGCGAGUAAUGUAUAAAAAUGAAAACACUCGAGCGUAUGAUGUAAGAUAAGAUAUAAAACAAAGUUUUAUUCGUCGUUAAAUUGUAAUUUUGUAAAAUAAAAAUAUUUAAGGAAA